This is a messenger RNA of Trachymyrmex cornetzi, 1947 nucleotides long. RefSeq lists its product as uncharacterized. The transcript has 2 exons. The record is from RefSeq and is a predicted model, not a curated record. NCBI's taxonomy places the organism in Eukaryota, Metazoa, Arthropoda, Insecta, Hymenoptera, Formicidae. Bases 1 to 1947 code for a protein of 648 amino acids.
AUGGCCGAGGAAACCGAGAAUCUGAUCUUAGCGCAAGAGUACAAAAUUGGUGCUCUCAAACGUGUGCUCAUCAACUACAAAAAACUCCCGAAGGCGAGUGUGACGGCGCCAACGAUCCAGAGCCGCAUCUCCCAGCUGAAGGAGCUCUGGGCCGCCUGUAGCAGCCAACACGUCCUGCUGUUGCAGACCGCUACGUCCGGGGAGCUAAAGAGCCUGCCCUACUUCGUGGACAACGUAAUCCUGGAAGCCGAGGACGUCUAUGCCAACACCAGCGACAUUCUACAAAACGCACUAAGUAGACUGUUACCCGCUAACACUAACUCUUCAUUAUCCGAUAGUCACGACGAGUCUGUUUCGCGCGAGUCGGGUUCUCAGAUCUCGCGAUUGCCACGUAUAUCGUUGCCAAAUUUACCGUCUCUCGUGGCCUGUAACGUUUCGCUUUCUAAAGUUCAGAAAUUUUAUUACUUAAAAACAAGCGUUGCCGGUGAAGCCGCGGUGCUGAUCAAUAACUUGAAAAUUUCGGAGACUAAUUACGACUCCGCGUGGCAAUUGCUGAUCGACGAAUACGACGACAAGCAAACCUUAGUUCAUAUGCAUUUGCACGCGUUUGCUAGUCUACUAGUGAUGAAAACGGAGAAUGUGAACGACUUGCGAAAACUCCGCGAUACGGUCUCUUCGUCGUUAACCGCGCUAAAGAAUCUCGAUCGUCCGGUAAAUGAGUGGGACGAUCUGCUCGUUUAUCUUAUUGCUCAAAAGUUUAGUCCUCGCACUCGCAGCGAAUGGAAUUUGAAACGUACGGAAUUCGCCAAGCUUCCGUCUUACAAAGAUAUUAAUGACUUUCUGACUCUACGCAUUCGCGGAUUAUCCGAUCUUUCCGAUUCGCCGAAGGAUACUCGUCGUUACAAAGACGAUAAGCCGCGCUCGUCGGUUAAUAACGUCACUGCAAACAAAUGCGUUGGUUGCUCCGGAAAUCAUUCGGUUUCGAAAUGUAAAGAGUUUCUUGAUAAAACGGUUGAGCAGCGCGGCGAUUUCGCGCGUCAAAGCAGGCUUUACCUCAAUUGUCUGAGAUUCGGGCAUUUCCUUCAGCAAUGCCCGAGCAAAUCUCGAUGUUCGCACUGUAGUCGUUCACAUCACUCGUUACUACAUUUCUCAAAUAAUGUAAAAGCCGAUGCUACGGCAAAUUCUUCGAAGAUAAAAGCGGAGGCGCAAUCGUUCACUCCGACGGCGUCCAACGCGCCAGUCGCUGCGAGCAGCAAUCAUGUCGCGAACAAACGGAUCGAUCCCCCCGCGAACACAGUACCUUCGAAUGUCCUCUUGGCAACAGCAUGGGUUGACGUUCACACAACCGAAGGCCGAAGCUUUAAAGUUCGCGCCUUACUGGAUCAAGGAUCCACUUUCAGUUUUAUUUCGCAAUCGCUCUGUCAGACGUUGCGUACAAAGCGACAACGCUCAAAUUUGCAAGUUACGUGUUUCGGCGAGAAAUUUACAGGCGUCGCGAGAUCUCGCGUCGUGCUGACAUUAAAGCCGUGUUCCAGUGCGGAACCGGCCUUUCCGCUGCACGCCUACGUGUUUCAAAAUAUUACUUCGUACGCCGCGUCACGGACUCAGCCCGUCGAGUCGUGGCCUCACUUGCAAGGCAUCUCAUUUGCCGAUCCCGAUCCUUCAAGUCAACAUCGGAUUCACCUACUAAUCGGAGCCGAUUUGUACGGUUUCUUGUUGAAAAAUGGCCUCCGGCAAGGCCCUAUUGGAACGCCUACCGCUCAAUUGACAGCGUUAGGCUGGAUUCUCUCCGGCCCCACGGGUCGCGGCCAGAUUGAAUCCGAGAAUAUUUGCGUCUCUCAUAACGUGUCUACGCACGACACGAACUCGCUUCUCAGGCAAUUUUGGGAGGACGAGAAGGUCUCGCACCCCCCUCCACUUACCGACGAGGAGGAGCGUUGCGAAUAA